Messenger RNA from Oncorhynchus tshawytscha (Chinook salmon), 574 nucleotides. Its product is annotated as non-histone chromosomal protein HMG-14A-like. The transcript has a single exon. Lineage: Eukaryota; Metazoa; Chordata; Actinopteri; Salmoniformes; Salmonidae. The record is from RefSeq and is a predicted model, not a curated record. Gene Ontology annotation, molecular function: nucleosomal DNA binding. Bases 123 to 374 code for a protein of 83 amino acids. Gene Ontology annotation, cellular component: chromatin; nucleus.
GCUAUAAUAGAAUUGUGUUAUGAUAAAACGUACUGUUUGAAUCUUAUACCGAACAGCAUUUUUCUUGCUCCGUUUUGGAACAUUGCCCUCUUUUUUUCUUUUAACAAAUACGCAAAACAGCCAUGCCUAAAAGGAGCAAAGCAAACACUGAUGCUGAGGCAGCAGAGCCCAAGAGGAGAUCUGAGCGAUUGGUAAAUAAACCAGCCCCUCCAAAGGCAGAGCCCAAGCCAAAGAAGGAGAAGGCAGUACCCAAGCCCAAGAAGGCUAAGGAGGUGAAGAAGGCUGCACCUGAGGAGAAGGAGGCGCCUGCAAAGAAUGGCGAAGAGGAACCAGCCACAGAAGAACCUGAACAGAAAGAAGAUGCGGCAGAAUAACAUCUCUCAAACCACAUCUUUUAUCACUGCUCCCUAUUCCUCUUUCUUGUACAAUUCAGGGGAAUAUUUUUAUUGACUAUUUUCUAAAUGCAAGUGUUUUAGUAGUUUGAUUGUAGAAACACAUUUUUUUAUGGAACAAAUACAUUUGGAGACGGAUUUCAUCACAUCCCACAUUUUUACAUCUCUGGAACAAUUACGGU